Molecule: messenger RNA, 2052 nt
Organism: Arctia plantaginis
Lineage: Eukaryota; Metazoa; Arthropoda; Insecta; Lepidoptera; Erebidae
Source: the annotation of a GenBank genome assembly
AUGAAGGAAAGACGAGCUUCUGUUGAAUCACCGGAAAAUUCAGACUCUGAAGAAGAGCUGAAUCCUGAGUCUCACAAGAAAUCUUUGGAGAAGCUUAAAAAUAUAGAUCCCGAUUUCUAUAACUUUUUGGAAGAAAAUGAUGAGAAUUUACUGAACUUUGACGUAGAUUCUGGUGAUGAAGAAUCUGACAGAAAUGAAGAGGAUGAUGAUGAUAAAGUACACAAACCUGGUCCUCUUCAAGGUGAAAGUGAUGAGAGCGACUUUGAGGAUGAGGACGCCAAACCAGUUCAAGGAAAAAUUACUCUAAAAAUGGUUGCACAAUGGCAGAUAGAACUUCAAAAUGAAAAUAAAAUCAAACUUACCACAUUGAGUACGGUUAUAAAGGCCUUUAAUGCAGCAAUGUUAAGAGCCACAAGUGAAGAUGGAGCAUCUUCAGAAGGACAAUAUAAAGUAGAAGGUUCUUCUGUAUUCAAUGCUGUAAUUCAGAUGUGUGUGUUGUAUCUACCUAAUGCUAUUAAAAAAUAUUUGGGUAUGGAGCAGUCUGGAAAAGACCCACAGAAGUGCAAGCACUUCAUUAAAGUUAAGACUCAUUUAAUUGCAUAUCUCAGUGAUUUAUUGAAGCUCUUGAGUGGUGUAACAUCAGAGAAUAUAUUGACAGUGUUGCUCAAACAUUUACAUCAAAUGUCCAACUUUGUUGCUUGUUUCAUAAGAAUAGCAAAACAAGCUUUGAAAAAGCUUUUUACCUUCUGGAGUUCUGGAGAAGAAACAGUAAGAGUGUUGGCCUUCCUCUGCAUAUUGAGGAUAACCAGAAACCAACAGCCAGCACUUCUUGACAUAGUUUUAAAAGCAAUGUACUUGACAUAUGUUAAGAACUGUAAAUUUGUAAGCCCUUCAACAUGGCCUGGUAUUAACUUCAUGAGACGAUCACUGGUUGAAAUGUUUUCUUUAGACUUAAAUGUGGCAUACCAGCAUGCGUUUUUAUAUAUACGUCAGCUAGCUAUACAUCUGAGAAAUGCUAUUGUUGUCCAAAAAGUUGAGAACAGACAGGCUGUUUAUAAUUGGCAGUUUGUGAAUUCAUUACAUUUGUGGGCAGACUUGUUAGGAGCUACCACAAACAAGCCCCAACUUCAGCCAUUAAUAUAUCCUCUUGUGAUGAUUAUCACAAAUACAAUAAAGUUGGUGCCGACACAUCAAUACUACCCGCUGAGAUUCCACUGUAUCGAGAUACUUAUAAGUCUCUCUAAAGAAUCCAACACUUUUGUCCCUAUUCUACCAUUCCUUGUAGAGGUUUUAACAAAUUAUGAUUUUAAUAAGAAACAUAAAAAAGUGUCUAUGAAACCACUAGAUUUUUCGUGUAUCCUUCGACUGGCAAAGUCGCAACUAAUGGAAAAUGGAUUUAAGGAUUCUGUUAUAGAACGAAUAUACAGUCUUAUGCUGGAAUAUACCGCAAACGAGUCGCACACAAUUGCUUUCCCAGAUGUUACAUUAUUAGCUGUAAUGCAGUUAAAGCAAUUCCUGAAAACAUGUUCAGUCUCAAACUACACGAAAAAGAUCCGUCAAUUACUUGAUAAAAUUGAAGAAAACUCCAGAUUCAUAGAGCGCGAGAGAGCAAAAGUUAGUUUCACGUUGAAUGACGACAAAAUAAUCACUGCCUGGGAAACAAGUCUUAGAACGAAAGGGACACCACUAUUAACAUAUUACGAAAACUGGAGUAAGAUUAAUAAUGUUCAAAAACGUAAAAAAGUUACCAAAAAUGAUGAAAUAGCUGGUGAACUGCCAAAGAUUAAGCGACCGAAAAUAUCUAAUGAGCCGCAAAAUGUUAAGCCCGCGAACAAGGGACCAUUGGUACUAUUUCCAUCAGAUGAUGAAGAUGACAAUGACUUUUUUAAAACGGAAGAUGAUGAUGAUCAUAAUACUUCUGCACCAAAAGCUAAGAAGCCAAGAAAGAAAGAAAAGAAAAAGUCAGACAAGAAGAAGAUCAUUGUAAAUGAUGACAGUGCUAUUGAUGAUAAAGGUGACAUUGUUCAAGAGCUAAGUGUAAAUGACUGGUAA